Messenger RNA from Seminavis robusta, 1854 nucleotides. Lineage: Eukaryota; Bacillariophyta; Bacillariophyceae; Naviculales; Naviculaceae. The record is from the annotation of a GenBank genome assembly.
AUGGCAACCAGUAACACUCGGUUUGAUCAAGGCCUUGGCAUGGUGGAGGACACUCUCUGCGACCUGGAGCGUGAUGGUGAAGACGACAAAGUCAAUCAGCAUUUGGAGGCCAUCUACCAGAGAUUGAAACCAUUCCAAGAACGACAAGCCACCAAAAAGAAAGCCAAGCUAGAAUCCGAGCAAGCCGCCAAGCAAGCCGCCAUACAGCAAUCUGUCCAAUCCUCAUUGUCCAAUCACCCCGAGAUCUGGCGUGAUAACAUCUUUUCGUUUAUUGGUGUGGGCCACUAUGCCUUUGUGGGAGAGGUCAACAAACAGUUCAAUCAAUUUUACAAGGCGUACUGUGAUUCUGUACCCGGUCCCAAUCGUCCAUUGUUGCAAUUUUUGUACGAUUUUGGAGAUUUAUACUACCUUCCAGCAACCAGCACCGACACGACUUUCCGUGCUGCCUUCGACAAUGUGUCGUGUGCCGAGCACUGUUGGGAACAUCAGAGUGCUCAAGUGGGCCCACAAGAGGGACUAUUUUUUGAUGAUGAUGAUGAUGAUGAUGAUGAGGACCCAGAGACCUGUUCCAUCGCUGCUAAACAUGGAAAUUUGGGAAUGCUCCAGUAUGCUCGCAGCAAGGGAUUUUGUUGGGAUAAAGAGACAUGCUCCAAUGCUGCCGGGAAUGGUCAUUUCGAUCUUCUGAAAUGGGCACUGAAACAAGCUUGUCCCUGCGACUCAUCCGCAUGUGAUGCCGCCGCAAAAGGAGGCCAUUUUGACAUUCUCAAGUAUUUGCAUGAGAAGUCGUUGCGUGAGGGGAAUGACUGGCACGGCCCAAUCCAUGGUAGUCGCACGUGCAUCUCUGCAGCGGAAGGUGGACAUUUCGAAAUCCUACAGUGGCUUGUCGGAAAGGGAUGUCCAAUCUGUAAAUACACUUGUGAUGGUGCUGCCAAAGGUGGACACUUCGAAAUCCUAAAGUGGUUUGUCGUCGAAAAGGGCUGUCGCAUCAAUGCAUCCACAUGUGCCGCUGCUGCGGAAGGCGGGCACCUCAAUAUUCUCAUCUGGCUUCGUGAACGUGAGUGCCCUUGGAACACCCGCACUUGUGCCAAUGCCGCAGGAGCUGGUUACUUGGAAUUGCUUGAGUGGGCUCGGAAAAAUGGAUGCCCAUGGGACGAAGAAAAAUGUUGGCGUGCUGCUAUUUGUGGAGGCAUUGGAGGUCAUUUGGACGUGCUCAAGUGGGCACGGAAAAAUGGUUAUCAGUGGAAUGUAGCUACAUGCAUCGUUGCUGCUACGUUCGGGCGAUUGGAGAUUCUGAAGUGGGCUCGUGCGAACGGCUGUCCCUGGGAUGCAGUAAUAUGUUCGAAUGCUGCUUGGGAAGGGCAUCUGGAUGUAUUGAAAUGGGCUCAUCAGAAUGGCUGUCCUUGGGACGCAGACACGUGUUCUAAUUGUAUUGUGGAAUCACAUGGGAAUUGGCACAUGCUGAGAUGGGCUGUAACCAAUGGCUGCCCUUGGGACAAAGAAACGUACAAUGAGGUUGUUGAUCAUGGAAGAGAGGAUAUCGUGCAGCUCAUGGAUGAGCAUCGUUUCCUUCGGACGCGGCGAACGUUGCAUUUGGAUCGGAAAUGAGACCAAACGAGUUGUUGUUGUUGCAGCUUUCGCGGAACUGGUCUCUCUCCAAAGGAUGUUCCGGGCGCGACAAGCUGGCCGUGACGAUUGUUGCCUUGGCCGAAGGAGUAGAUACUUUUUCACGAGAAGCCGAAUCGAAUCGAGGAGCUUCCCCUCUGAAUCUGUCACUAAGAACAACAACACUGAUAGCAACAAACACAACCAAUUGGUCAUACCUAUACCAUUACACUACCUAUUAGCACCAUUAGA